Molecule: messenger RNA, 1023 nt
Organism: Eutrema salsugineum
Lineage: Eukaryota; Viridiplantae; Streptophyta; Magnoliopsida; Brassicales; Brassicaceae
Exons: 1
Coding region: 260-853 (197 amino acids)
Source: RefSeq, a predicted model, not a curated record
UAAACAGGGGUUUGAUUCUCCCUCGUCUUACGAGAAUGUAUUUUAGACAGUCUUGGACUCAUUAAAUGCCUGAAACGUUUGGUGCGUUCAAGGAAUAAGCGCGUUUGCGGCAGACCGCCUCGAACUGUGAGUCGCAAUAAUCGAUAAUCAUCGACCUAAAUUGAGCGGCAAAAAUUUCCCUCCAUAAACCCUGAGAGUUCUCUAACUUUAAGUCUUUAAGUGAGAAACCAAAUCUGUGAAAGACGAAUUUGCAGAGACAAUGAAAGGGAAUAAGAAACUUAAUUCGAUUUUCGAAAACUGCCAUGAAACUGCGUCUCAGGAAGCUUUUCUACGGAGCUGCGGCUUUGCACGACGAGGUGGUGUUCCUCCAGAUUCCGAUCCCUCCGUCGGAGUCUCGCCACCGUUAAACGACGGAGUCUCACCUCACCGAGCUUCCGAUGAUUCUGAGACGGAUAGUAUAAUCGGUGACGGCGAGGAUUUGGUGGAGAGUCAUGCGAUUCGAUUCGUCUCUCCGCCGGAAAGCGCGGAUACCGUUGAUUUAGAGGAGGUAGCAGCAGAUCGGACGGUUCCUGUGGAAGAUGAAGAAAGUGGUUCAAUUUCUUUGGAGAAAUCAGGUAACCUGUUGUUUUCCGAUCGACGAUCGUCAUCUUCAGGGAAGCCUCGAGAUGAGAGGAUGGAAUCACCAGCGAAGAAACUGAAAAUUCCUUUGAGGGAUGUUGUGAAAGCCAUAGUUAUGAAUUCGAGGAACGCAGAGGAAGAAGACAGAGAGGUUGAGAAGAUUAGCUACGUGCAAAUGCUCGUGAAAAAAGGUUUCAAAUUCCCUGGAGGAACACAAACCCCAUCAGGAAAUUAAGGUGAUUUUCAAUUGAAUUUUCGAUAUUUUCCCUUGAAUCAGACGAGUAUCGGAAAUGAAUGUAAUCUAGGGUUCUUCAAGGUCAAGUUUUUUCUUCGUGUUGUGAUUCUUGAUGAAGAUAGGAAUGUAAAUGAUGCUUUUUCUUGUACAAUUCAUCUCUCAGAAACUAA